Messenger RNA from Octopus bimaculoides (California two-spot octopus), 3656 nucleotides. RefSeq lists its product as uncharacterized. The record is from RefSeq and is a predicted model, not a curated record. Lineage: Eukaryota; Metazoa; Mollusca; Cephalopoda; Octopoda; Octopodidae.
AGACAGACAGACAGAUCAAGGGAGAGAGUGGAAAGAGGCGGAGGCGGAGAGUGCGAAUAUGCGUAUCUGAUUAUGUUGAAAUUACAUAAGUUUGUCAAAUCUAUUGGUUAUGUAUUAAGGUGGAGACAGUUGUAAGAAGAGUCACAGGCAAAUGGCAAUAGAUAUCUUCAUGUGACAUUCAAGAUGGCGAAAACGUUAAUCAGUACUGUGAGCUUUCAUCUAGCUUGUCUGUUUGUUGUAUUCUUGUAUACAACAUACACUUCUGGAGAAUUUGAAUGGAUGAAAUAUGAUCACUACGACGAAAUACAGGACAAAAUUACGGCAGUCACGCCGCAGAAUUGCAGAGGCAAAUCGAGAGACCAGUUAACUGUGAGAGCAGACGUUGUAUCUCAGCUGCCAAAAUACAACGAACUUUUGAGCAAGAUCAUGUAUAAAAAUCGCACGAAACUCUUGCAUCUUCAUAAUAUGGCAUUAAACAGAGCCUAUUUCUAUAGUUACAUGCUACAAAAAUUCAAUGAAUCUAAGAAUGAUUUUCCCAAUUUGCCAGGUUGGAUGUAUAUGUAUAUGUCAGCAGUUGCUGAUGUCAAUGCUAAUCCAUUUAGUCUGAACGGCAGUAGUUUAUUUUAUGACUAUAACUGUUCUUAUCCCAAUUGGUUGGACCCGUACAAAUUUAAUACAACAUUGCCUUUAUUUGGUCCGUCUGCCUGGCGAUGGGAUGAUUCAAGAGAUUCAGAUAAUUAUCUUCGAGAGAUGACCUUACAAACAGUAAUGAUCAAAGAUUUUGGUGCAAGUAAUCACAAUUAUACUGACCCUUCCUCAAAGACAACACCUUGGUACAAUGUUUAUAAACUUCCUGAUACCUCGAGUAGUAUGGAUUCUCUUACUAAAUUCUCUUACAAUAUUGGUUUUAAAUAUUCCAAUUAUACAGGAGCGUUUAGUACUAAGGAAUACAAUGUUGAUUCAUUCUUUGGACCAAGUCAACCUGGUCAGACAGCAGGAAAUAUUCCACUUCCGGUUUAUUUUACACAACCAUAUAUGGAUUGUGGUAAAUCAAACCAAUGGAUUAUAUCUUCCGUUUCGCCAGUUAUGGAUUACAUGUAUCGGUUUGUUAACUGGACUCAUAUUCGUCGACCGAGAAUAGUAGCUCUGUCAGUGAUGGACAUGUAUUUCAAACAGAUAGACUUCAAUGCCUGUCCAGUCAGUACUGGCAACCCUGGACCGAGCUAUCUGUCUGGAAUUGCUCGCUGCAAGACUAAAACAACUGUGUGUAAACAUGUUCCAGCAAUGGGUUUCAAGCGAGGAGGCUACUCGUGUCCAUGUCGACCUGGGUAUCGGUACCCUGUUUCAAUGAAACCGCCUUGGAGGGGAAUUGAUAUUGAGAAAGCAACAAACAAAGAAUACGAAACCGGUUUUUCAUGCACCAAAACCGACUUUAGGUCUGUUUUACCAUCAAAUCGAGAUCUUCAAAAAGUUAAUUCAGAAGAACUUGCAGCAACAUUGAGUAUUACAACUUGGGAGAAAGCGAAACGUUCUGUGUCUAAUUUUAUUUAUAAAAAGUUCUCUAGAUUUUAUAACAUUUAUUCUAAUGAGACUCACAUAAAUCUCAGUCCGUUUCAAUCCGAAAAAAGUCUCUUUUCUCUAGACUCUGAAAAAGUCCUACAAUUUGCAGCUGAUAGCCGCAAAAAAGUGAAAGAAAGACGUAGAUUUCAUACUCGUUUCCGUAGAAGUUUAAUUGACGAAAAAUCAAUUUACAGAAUCCAAAAGCUUUUUAAGAAAAUCUCUUCGAUAACUUCAGACAACUGUCAAAAUGUAGCCCCUGAAAACCUUUUGCUUCCAGGAGAUGUUGGUUAUGGUGUUUCAACACAGUUUGAAUUUCAAGCAAGGACUGCUUUGCGAUUGGCCCAUUUCUUGUCUAAUUACCUACAAAAUGCAAAUCCUAACGAAAAUUUCGGUUAUCAUAAAGGGGGUGCUCGACUUAUUCCUCAGCAAAUCUUUGGGGAAGUUGUGGCUAAUGUGAUGGCUGAUUUUAGGAUAAUGUCUUCAGGUGUUUUCUUUGAUAAAUAUGUAUUCAAAGAAAGCGAAACUACAGUAAAGGAAUUGUUCGGACCAUUUGCUUUCCGCCAGAGAGGACUCUAUCGUGCAGUUGACAGUGCUGGUCUACAAAAUCCUUAUACGGAAGAAGAUUGGUUUAUAAAAUCUAAGCAACGUUGGAAAUUGAACACCUUUGGACUUAAAACCUAUAAAAUGAGGGCUCAUGUUCGAACUGAUUUUAAUGGAUCGAGCAAUAUUCCUUUCGAAUAUUAUCCUAUGAGAUACAAAGCACCAAUGUUAAAGGAUGGUUUUUGGACACGUCCUUAUUUCCGAUGUGAUGGCCUUGUAAAUAAAUGGAUUGUUACAUACGCAGUACCGUUUUUUGGAAUUGAUGAAUUACGAACAACAGUUAUAUUCAAUGGUGUUGUCACAGUUGAUAUUCCAUUGAAGCUAUUACGUAUCAACCAGUGUCCACAGCCGUUUUAUGUGGCCAAUGCCUUCAAAAACACAGCAAGAUGUCCCGAAACAACCACAUGUGCUCCGCUUGCACAUUUAUCAUUCACCAUUGGCUCUUACCGUUGUAACUGCAAACAAGGAACUGAAUAUCCAAUUAACGAUGGCAAGUUCUGGAUCGAAGGUUCUCUUCUAGAACUCGAAUACAUAAGAAAAAAAAGAGGCCUAAUAAACAGGUAACAUUUAACAGAACAUAACUUAUAAAAGAAACAAAAAAAAAGAGUAUGGUGGGUGCCUUGGAGAUAGGAAAACGAAGUUUCGAUUUACACCUGAAACUAUAUCCCCGCAUACCUGUUGUUAACAGAGAGAUCAUCAUCGUCACCUGUUCAGGCGACUUGCCCGGACCAGUAAGUCAUAUUGGCCGUUCAAUUGGGAAUGUCUCAUGUGCAAACGGAACAGCUACAGAUAUUUGCCGUAGUUUGUUAACUGAACUGGUUGAUCCUGGCUGUUGAAAGUUUGUAGUCUAUUCAUCCGUUCAGCAUCUGGUGAUAUUCGCCUUUACUCAAUAAGUUCAUCCGCCUAAAUAGUUCACAUCUACCAUACUAUCUCCCAUGAUUUCAAUGUAACCCUGGCUCGGGCGGUUACCAGGUGGUAGGCUUUGCCAAAGAGCCACCCAUGGUUUGGCCCAGGGCUGUUUAUUCCCUUCUUCACAGCUGACUUGUACAUACUAAUUAAUGCGUAUCUGGGACCUUGACAGGUGAUACUAAUGUAGGUCAGAGUAGAUCUAAGAGCAAUAGUGGAUAAGAGUUGGAACCACAAUCCUCAAAAUCCUACAACUCCCGAACCAAGGCCCCACUACCGGGUACAGUUUUAAUUCAUACUUAGGACACAAUGAUGAAACGAACAAUAUAAAAAUUUUCCCCUCAGUCACCCUUCACUUAAAUAUAGCCCUUUUGUGCAUAACCAACAGGAGUUAAUACAGACAACAUCGAUGAGUUAGAGUUUGAUAAAAGCAAAAUGAUUACCAUCUGUCUUGGUAGAAGAUGGAAUGUCCCCGUCCUCCACAUAUAACCCAGACUUACUCGUUAAAUCAAUGCAUAAGUAGCUGAGACUUCAACAGCUCCAUGUAUCUUUAGUGUAUUUCUGAAGCCAAACCUGCACCCUUGAAUUGU